UUUGUCAUCAGCUCUUUGAUUGAGGAAGGCUCUGCUGCUGUUUGUAGAAGCUGAUAAAAUGCCAGGUCUCUGUAGCCUCGGGGGAGAGCCCCGCUUCUUGAUGAUGUGAUCGAUCACGUUUCAUUCUCAUUAAUACAAGACGCUGGCUUUUAGGGAGAGGACCGCUGUCUGCUUGUCUUUCAGCUUCGGUGGUCUUUCUGUGGGCAAGGGGCUCGUGGGAGAGCCCUGUGAGAUAUACACUCGCCGUAGCUUCCUCAUUCCAUAUUUGCAUUUGAUCGUUAAGGAGAUCCUUUGGGAAUAUCAAACCUCCAUGUACGACAAUUUGUACCUGCAUGGAUUUGAAGACUCGGAGGCGGGUUCGGCUGACUCUUACAACAGCAGACCGUCUGAUUCAGAUGUCUCACUGGAUGAGGAGCAGGGCGGCCAACAGGAGAAAGAACAGCAGGCCACUGUCCAACUGGAAAGGGCGAAGGCCAAAGCAGUGGCCUUCGCUGUGAGAACAAACGUCAGCUAUUGUGGUGCCCUGGAUGAGGAUGUUCCUGUCGCUGGUACUGCCAUUUCAUUUGAUGCUAAAGACUUCCUUCAUAUCAAGGAGAAAUACAACAAUGACUGGUGGAUCGGACGGCUGGUGAAAGAAGGCUGUGAUAUCGGUUUCAUCCCCAGUCCUAUAAAGCUUGAAAACUUUCGCUGCCAGCAGGAGCAAAAAAGAGGGCGUUACCAUGGAAAGUCUAGUGGUAACUCCUCCUCCAGUCUGGGUGAAAUGGUGUCCGGCACCUUCAAACCCAACCCACCUUCUGCAGGUAAACAGAAACAGAAAGUGGCCGAGCACAUUCCUCCAUAUGAUGUGGUUCCCUCCAUGAGGCCUGUGGUCUUAGUUGGCCCAUCGCUUAAGGGCUACGAGGUAACAGAUAUGAUGCAGAAAGCUCUCUUUGACUUCCUAAAACACAGGUUUGAAGGCAGGAUAUCAAUAACACGAGUUACUGCAGACAUCUCUUUAGCCAAGAGAUCUGUGCUGAAUAACCCCAGUAAAAGAGCCAUUAUUGAGAGAUCCAACACCAGAUCCAAUCUAGCCGAGGUUCAAAGUGAGAUCGAGCGGAUCUUUGAAUUGGCCAGAUCCCUUCAGCUUGUUGUCCUGGAUGCAGACACAAUAAAUCAUCCGGCCCAGCUCCUCAAAACAUCUUUAGCUCCUAUUAUUGUCCAUGUCAAAGUGUCUUCUCCUAAGGUAUUGCAGAGGCUGAUCAAAUCACGAGGAAAGUCUCAAAGCAAACAUUUAAAUGUCCAGCUGGUGGCAGCAGACAAAUUAGCACAGUGUCCUCCGGAAAUGUUUGACAUUAUUUUGGAUGAGAAUCAGUUGGAGGAUGCAUGUGAACACCUGGCGGAGUACCUGGAGGCCUAUUGGCGGGCCACGCACACCUCCCUCAGCACUCCUCUGAAUCCUAUACUGGGCCGUAAUCUGGGCUCUACUACACUGUCUCCAUACCCCACAUCUAUCUCUGGAUUACAGAGCCAAAGAAAUAAAAACAGCAAUCACAUAAGUGAUCACUCUCCAAUGGAAAGGCACAGUUUGAUGACCUCAGACGAGAACUACCACAACAACGAACGACAAAAAAAGAGUCAUAACCGCUUAUCAUCCAGCUCCCAGCAGAGUCAUGACAACUACCCACUGGUGGAAGAAGACUACCACGAUCCCUAUCCUGACGCGUACAAACCUCACCGAAACCGGGGCUCCCCCAGCAGCUACAGCAACGACUCGCGGCACAGACUCUAGAUCAGUACCCAAACCACCACUACUACAGCCAGAGCCAAGAGUUAACUCUUAAGUAUAUCUAGAAGCCAUUUUCACCAAAUGUAGUGCAGUGCAUUCCCAGGUGCCCAUCCGUGGGUUGUCUUUACUAAAUGCAAAAUAUUAGCACUGUGGUGUGUGGAGAUCUUAGCGACUGACCAUCCGCUUUCAAAAACAGGUCCCUGCAUUCUUACUAUUUGUAAGAUUUGCAUUGGUUACAUACAAAUGUUCACCUUGAACUUGCUGGCAUGCAGGAAUGCUAUUAGCACAGAGCCUUUUGCACGGUUUAAGUAGCCAAUGGAAGCAGAGUGUCGUGCAUUUACUAUUUUUUUGCUCUUUUUUAUGUUUUUCUGUGACCAGGCAGCCUCAGGUACGGAGCAGUAUUGCUUCACGCAUGUCAAAAUUCAAGCUGUUUUUGUGACCUAAAUGAAGAUAUCCACUUUUCUAAACAGAAUGCAGACGUAGCAACAAGUAUUUAUAUACCAUAAUGCCCACAGUCCACUUUACACUUAGUAGAUAAAAAUGGUCCCAAGCUGUCACCAGGGCAGUACCUUUUAAAAUGGUCCUAAAAUGUACAGAUCUGUAAACAUUUUGUACCAUUAUAGGUGCUUAUUUGAACUUUUUAGGUGCAAAGGUGUACUUUUUAAAACUGGGUUACCGUCCCAAUGACAGAUGGAGACCAUUUUUUUCUGAUAUUAUAGCAUAAUAGCACCGUUGGUUUGAUUUUUUCAGAAUUGCUGGGGUGCAUAAAUAUUUCCAUAAAGACUUCAUAUUACAAAUCAAACUGAACGGUCCUUAAAACAGAUUUCUUUAUACAAAAUAAGUUAUUUCUUUGGUGUAAAAUGUGCCAAAUUUACUCCAUGUAUCCUACUCAUGUGUUCCAUACAUGUUACUCACGAUUUGUUCCUCUAUACUGUUUAGGUUUGUCAGACGUUGUCGUCCUGACCUACUGAACAUGUGCCUGAACAAUAGUAAUGUUAUCGUUUUUGUGGGUCUUAGCAGGUACACUGGAGGUUAAUGUAUUAAUAUUGGAAUUCAAUUUAGAUCAUUAGGCAUAGACAAAUUAAGAUAUAAUGUAAGACUAUAAAAAGAAAUGGUUUAUUUAUUGUUUUUUAUGUAUUGAAACAUGAGCUUUUCUUUAGUUAUUGGAGCUGUUGCAAAGCUAUUUAUGCACUGUGUACUUUUUGCUUGUGUAAAACAGCACCAGUCAGGUGUCAGUAUUGGCUUUGCAUGUGUAAAAGUACUUGGUCGUGCUAAAGGUUUAUGAAAAUCUGACCAAAAAAUGACAUUUAUUUUUGACUUUGACAUUUAUCAUAUAUUGUGUAAUGAAAUUCAUGAUUUUUUAUUAUCAUCACAGUUACAUUUCUGUGUCAUCGUAGCAGCAGAGUUAUUUAUUUGUUUCUACAUCGAACCAUUAUGUUAACUAUGUUACAACUGUGCAUACUUCAUUCAUUAAAUUAAUAUUUGGUCA
Messenger RNA from Misgurnus anguillicaudatus (oriental weatherfish), 3254 nucleotides. The record is from RefSeq and is a predicted model, not a curated record. Lineage: Eukaryota; Metazoa; Chordata; Actinopteri; Cypriniformes; Cobitidae.